This is a messenger RNA of Clavispora lusitaniae ATCC 42720, 1101 nucleotides long. RefSeq lists its product as uncharacterized. NCBI's taxonomy places the organism in Eukaryota, Fungi, Ascomycota, Pichiomycetes, Serinales, Metschnikowiaceae. The record is from RefSeq and is a predicted model, not a curated record.
AUGAAGCCGCUGCCGCCCGAGGCAGAUGCCCAGGCCAACGGACAUCUGGACAAGGCGUUUGGGCUUUUGCCGCAACGGCUCGAUCUUCCCAAUCCCAAUCCUCACAAUCAUCCCAAUCUUCCCAAUCCCAAUCCUCACAAUCAUCCCAAUCCCAAUCCCAAUCCCAAUCCUCACAUUCAUCAUCCUCCCAUCCCGCCGCUGGACGUGCGGGCGGCGGCCAUUCGGCUCGAGACCGAACAGGAAAAGACCAAGCAGGUCCAGCACAAAGUCGAGUUGGCCCGGGUGGUUCUCGACAUACUCAAGGAGGCAAAGGCCCACUCGAUAGGUGACGACGUGCUCCGGCGAUUGUUUGCCGAGCUUGAAGAUGCGCCCCGGCUCCAGAGCCCCACGGCCCAGUCCAAACAGGUGCAGACGCCGCCGUCGGCCCGCGACAAGACCAAGCCCGAGAACCUAGGCGAAAUGCUGAAGACGAAGGACAAUGCCCAUAGUCGGGCAAACCUGCCUCGCCUGGAAAACCUGCCUCGCCUGGAAAACGUUCCCCGCCUGGAAAACCUGCCUCCGCCCCGCCAGCAGCCUCUGCCCGUGUCCCAUUCUCAACCGAAGUUGUGCUAUCUGCCUCUCGCCCAGACAUCCCACGCAAGCUCCGAAAGCCACACUGUCGCCGGCUCUCCGAAGGACAACCUGCCUCCAUUGAUGAAAACGCUGCCUGUGCCCGUGUACCAGCACAUGUAUCCCGUGUACUACCAAGUGCCCGAAAAGACGUCGUUUCGGCCUGAAGAAAAAGAGGCGUUGGGCCUGCCGUACUCAGGCAGAAACUACUCCACUCUCAUGUAUCAGCCCCGUUUUCUCCAGGGCUCUCUGCAACAGCAGCAGCCCGCCUACUACUAUAUGAAGUCGUCACAGCUGGGCCAGAUGAUGCCUGCGCCGUAUUUUGUGCCGCCUCCUCCGCCCGGAAAAGUGGUGCCGUGGCCGGCUUUGGCCGAGCCUUUGAAUCCGCUGAAGGAAGAGGAGCAGCAGCCGAAAAGAAAAAAGACAAAGACCAACCUCAACUUUAUGAUUUCUACGCCCAAGAAUCCGCCUGCUAAGAAGUACAACAAGUAG